GGGUCAAAAUUAAUAAAAGAAUAUUCGUUUUUCAGUGAAAAAAAAAUAUUAUAUAAAAUUAGGCAGGGGAAGAUAUAUAGAAGAAGGGGAAGGUGUGGUAAACACAGCACGAGUCACCACUACCAUCGGAAGAGAGCUCUGUUUUUCAAUUCGCGAUUGUUUCAGCUGCUAUCAAUGGCGAACAUAGACAUCGAAGGAAUAUUGGAGGAGAUCCCUAACGAUGGGCGAGUCCCCAAGACGAAGAUCGUCUGUACUCUGGGUCCGGCUUCAAGGUCGGUGGAAAUGAUUGAAAAGCUUCUCAGAGCUGGAAUGAACGUUGCUCGUUUCAAUUUCUCUCAUGGAACUCACGAGUAUCAUCAGGAGACUUUGAAUAAUCUCCGUACUGCUAUGCAUAAUACCCAGAUCCUCUCAGCUGUCAUGCUUGAUACAAAGGGACCUGAGAUUCGAACUGGUUUCCUUAAGGAUGGCAAAGCUAUUCAACUUAAGGAGGGUCAGGAGAUUACUAUCACUACUGAUUACACCAUCAAGGGUGACCCUGAGAUGAUUUCCAUGAGCUACCAAAAGUUGGCUGUGGACUUGAAGCCUGGAAAUACCAUUUUAUGUGCUGAUGGAACAAUUACUUUGACUGUCUUGUCGUGUGAUACAAAAGCUGGGUCUGUGAGAUGUCGUUGUGAAAACACAGCAAUGCUGGGUGAGAGAAAAAAUGUUAACCUUCCUGGUGUUGUCGUUGAUCUUCCAACCCUUACUGAGAAGGAUAAGGAAGAUAUUCUUGACUGGGGUGUUCCAAACAAGAUUGAUAUGAUUGCUCUUUCUUUUGUACGAAAGGGGUCAGAUCUUGUUAAUGUUCGUAAGGUUCUUGGCCCUCAUGCCAAGAAUAUUAUGUUAAUGUCAAAGGUUGAGAAUCAAGAGGGGGUUGUCAACUUUGAUGAGAUCUUGCGUGAGACUGAUGCAUUCAUGGUUGCCCGUGGUGAUCUUGGAAUGGAAAUCCCAGUUGAAAAGAUUUUUUUGGCACAAAAAAUGAUGAUUUAUAAAUGCAAUCUUAUGGGCAAGCCUGUUGUCACUGCCACUCAGAUGCUUGAGUCCAUGAUCAAGUCUCCUCGUCCAACCCGUGCCGAAGCUACAGAUGUUGCUAAUGCAGUUCUUGACGGAACUGAUUGUGUUAUGCUUAGUGGUGAGAGUGCAGCAGGGGCUUACCCAGAACUCGCGGUUAAGAUCAUGGCCCGUAUAUGUAUUGAGGCAGAAUCAUCUCUUGACUAUGGGGCAAUCUUUAAGGAGAUGAUAAGGUCAACCCCUCUUCCAAUGAGCCCCUUGGAGAGUCUUGCAUCCUCUGCUGUGCGAACAGCUAACAAGGCCAGAGCAAAACUGAUUGUUGUGCUGACACGUGGUGGAACCACAGCCAAAUUGGUCGCCAAAUACAGGCCAGCUGUUCCAAUCGUAUCGGUUGUUGUUCCAGUACUGACAACGGACACAUUUGAUUGGUCCUGCAGUGAUGAAAGUCCAGCAAGGCACAGCCUGAUCUACAGGGGUUUGCUUCCCUUGUUGGCCGAAGGAUCAGCCAAGGCCACUGAUGCAGAAUCUACAGAAGUGAUUUUGGAAGCUGCAUUGAAAUCGGCAACUGGUAGGGGGCUGUGUAAGCCUGGUGAUUCAGUUGUGGCACUCCAUCGUAUUGGAACUGCCUCUGUGAUUAAGAUCUGCAUAGUGAAAUAAUGUGGGACAUAAAAGUUAAAAGAAGCCAAUACUUUUCCAUGUCCCUUGUUUUCUGUUAUGUAACCUUCAGAGCACUAAGAUUCACUUUUAAUAUUGCCAUUUUCAAGUGAGCUUUAUUAGAUAGAGGGUAUGAGUACCUCUGGAUUAUAUUAAUUUGCAGUUAGCUAAUGUUAUGAGUUGGGACAUUAAUUUUGGCAUGGUAUAGAAAUAAGGCUGAGCUUUGUGGUCC
Messenger RNA from Cannabis sativa, 1936 nucleotides. RefSeq names its product pyruvate kinase, cytosolic isozyme. Bases 175 to 1707 code for a protein of 510 amino acids. NCBI's taxonomy places the organism in Eukaryota, Viridiplantae, Streptophyta, Magnoliopsida, Rosales, Cannabaceae. Gene Ontology annotation, biological process: glycolytic process. Gene Ontology annotation, cellular component: cytoplasm. Gene Ontology annotation, molecular function: potassium ion binding; magnesium ion binding; pyruvate kinase activity. The transcript is spliced from 4 exons. The record is from RefSeq and is a predicted model, not a curated record.